UACGAUGAAGACACAUUUCAUCGAAAAACAUAACGAGAUCUGGUGCCAGAUUCGCUAUCAUCCAUUUAAUCGACCAAGGGCUGAUAAUAAAAAACAUUCGAUAAUAUUUUAUUUUCGUAAAAAUAAAUGUUUAGUCUGUGGAUAUAUGUUUCAAACAAACCCCAAGGUAUCGACUAUGAAAAAACAUUUCGCCACAAAACAUAAUGGUGAUUGGAGAGAAUAUGUUAAGAAUAGAAAAUUUAAUAAAAAGUUACUUCUCGCACAAGAAAUUGUCAAAAAGAGCGUAAAGAAACCUGAUACAAGUAAUCCGAUUCGAAAACUUCAAAACACCAAAUCUGUAGAGAAAAAAAAUAUUGUUAGAGGAAACAAAAAUUUUAAGAAACCUUAUGUUAUCGUUAAGAAAAGUGAUCCUCCCGUGACAGAUUUAAACCGUGAAAUUAUGAAUAAGUAUUUUAAUCAAUAUGAUAUGAUCGAUAUGUUUUGCUGUAAUUUUUGUAAAGAGGUUAUCUCACCAGAAUUGCUUAGAUUACACUUGAUAUUAAAAUGUAAACAUAGAUUAUGA
Molecule: messenger RNA, 562 nt
Organism: Racocetra persica
Lineage: Eukaryota; Fungi; Glomeromycota; Glomeromycetes; Diversisporales; Gigasporaceae
Source: the annotation of a GenBank genome assembly